GGCGAGCGGGGUUGAUGGGGGACAAUUCCGUGGAAACCAUCGACGACUGGGAGCGCCUCGAUGAAAUGCCGCCGACUUGCAUUUUGAUGGCGUGCCCUUGAACAUGUAAGACAUUGCCUGGCCGCCCCGACAUACGAGCCACGGUUUGUCAAUCCAGAUUCAAGUCUCCCUGCCAAACGCCAUACGACGCGGCUCACCACCAUGACGGAUCUCGCGGGCAAGGUCAUUGUCGUCACGGGCGGCUGCUCCGGGAUCGGCCUGGCUACGGUCAAGCGGUUAUUGGAGCUUCACGCGGACGUCGCCGUGGGAGACGUCGCGGAGCAGCCUGCGCCGGACCUGCAAGGCCACGUCUUCUACCGGCCGCUGGACGUCAGCGACCGUGGAAGCGCCCGGGCCUUCAUGUCAGCCGUGCUCGAGCGCUUCGGCCGGAUCGACGGGUUGGUGAGCAACGCCGGCAUCUGCCCGAACGAGGGCGAGAUGGCCAGCGACGACAUCUACGAACGCGUCAUGGCCGUCAACCUCCGGGGCGUGUGGAACAUGGGCACCGAGGCCAUCAAGAUCAUGGUGGACCAGCCGACCAAGGGCGUCAUCGUCAACACGGCGAGCGACGCAGCCCUCAAGGGCAUCAAGGGCCUCGCGGCGUAUACCGCCUCCAAGCACGGUGUCCUCGGCCUGACACGCGCGUGGUGCAAAGAGUGGACGCCCAAGGGGAUCAGGAUCAACGCGGUGGCUCCAGGAGUCACAAACACGCCCAUGGUUGCCCGGAUCGCCUCCGACCACACGGACGGCGAGGCCGCAACGAAGCAGUGGCUGCAAAACAUCCCCAUGGCGCGGUUUGGAGAGCCUGCCGAGAUUGCCAGCGUCAUAUGCUUCCUGCUCAGCAAAGACGCCAGCUUCAUGAGUGGGCAGGUUGUUCGGAUAGGCGGUGGAGAAGGGGAAUAGCUGCAUAGCAUGCUGUUGAGCCAGUUGCGCUUGAGUAACUUUACGGAUUGACAGAUCUCUCUGGAGCCUGUCUCAGGCCGUGAAUGGUCGUCUAUAUAAAGAAAUCGAAGCGGCAUCAGAGGAUG
This is a messenger RNA of Cladophialophora immunda, 1067 nucleotides long. RefSeq lists its product as uncharacterized. The record is from RefSeq and is a predicted model, not a curated record. Gene Ontology annotation, molecular function: oxidoreductase activity, acting on the CH-OH group of donors, NAD or NADP as acceptor. Lineage: Eukaryota; Fungi; Ascomycota; Eurotiomycetes; Chaetothyriales; Herpotrichiellaceae. The transcript is spliced from 2 exons. The coding region runs from base 202 to 942 and encodes 246 amino acids.